Molecule: messenger RNA, 4682 nt
Organism: Austrofundulus limnaeus
Lineage: Eukaryota; Metazoa; Chordata; Actinopteri; Cyprinodontiformes; Rivulidae
Product: heparan-sulfate 6-O-sulfotransferase 1-A
Cellular component (GO): membrane
Molecular function (GO): heparan sulfate 6-sulfotransferase activity
Source: RefSeq, a predicted model, not a curated record
GAAGUUCUACUACAUCACUCUGCUGAGAGAUCCCGUGUCUCGCUACCUCAGCGAGUGGAGGCACGUGCAGCGGGGAGCUACGUGGAAAACCUCCCUGCACAUGUGCGAUGGACGAACACCAACGCCCGAGGAGCUGCCUUCCUGUUAYGAGGGGUCAGACUGGUCGGGGUGCACACUGCAGCAGUUUAUGGACUGUCCUUACAACCUGGCCAACAACAGACAGGUUCGAAUGUUGGCAGACUUGAGUCUGGUUGGCUGCUACAACAUGUCCACGGURCCGGAGAAGAAGAGGGCCCAGCUGCUGCUGGAGUCGGCCAAGAAGAACCUGCGUGACAUGGCCUUCUUUGGUCUGACCGAGUACCAGAGGAAAACCCAGUUCCUCUUUGAACGGACCUUCAGGUUGCGCUUCAUCAGGCCUUUCAUGCAGUACAACAGCACUCGGGCUGCAGGGGUGGACCUGGACAACGCCACGGUGCAGCGCAUCGAGGAGCUGAACGAGCUGGACAUGGAGCUGUACGACUACGCCAGAGACCUGUUCCAGCAGCGCUACCAGUACACGCGGCAGAAGGAGCGGCGGCAGCAGCGCAUCAAGAACCACCUGCAACAGAGCCGCCAGGGCCUCGGCCCGGGCGUCGGCCUGUGGCCCCCCCGCGGCCGGACCAUCUCGGAGUCGACUCAGGAGGACAGGGAGGGGGAGCGGGUGGAGAGGGAGGAGCGGGAGGACGGCGAGGAGGGGGGCCGAACGGAGGAGGCGGGCAUCAGACUCCCCACSGAGGACUACAUGAACCAGAUCAUCAACCGCUGGUAGCAGCGGAGCGAGAACAAACAUGCAUUACGUAAUGUGAAACUCACACACUUUCCAUCCGCGGAAAGACGUGCCCGCUUCAAAAGACCCCAAAACCCACGACAGACUGGCAGAGGUUGGGGGUAGCAGGAAUCUAGCUCUCAUUAUUGAGCUUUGCCCAGUUGUUAUUGGCGCCUGCCUGCCCUUUCCCCCCACCCCACACACGCCCCYCCUCUCCGCGUUUCCUUGUCGCGCUCCCAUCAUUUGUUCCUGAACAGGAUGGCGGAAGAGGGGAGGGAUCUUUUUUUUUUUUUUAAGUCGUUCAGCUCCCGUCGCCGCGCUUCUCCUCUUGCAUCCCUCGCAUUUCCUGUGGGCCCGACAUGGAGCGCGAGAAAUGGAACUCAAGUCUGUGAAUUCCUCGGUCGUUUCCUCCUGGACGCAAUGAAAGUCRGCGACGAACAAAGAAACUGGUGGAACGUGAGAAACUCUCUCAGUUGUGUUCUAAAAGCUUUGUGCUUACAUAAAAAUCAGCCAUUUCACCCAUACUUUGGUCCUAAAUUAGGUUCAUCCUUAAUUUUUUUAAAAUGUGAUUUUAUUUGUAUGUUGAUUUUUUUUUUUUUGCUUUUUUUUUAAAGCAGAAUUGUAAUAACACUGAGACCAACAUUGCUGCCUAAUGACAAGUGAUUCCUUCAUGUCUUUUAUUUUGAAUUGUUUUAUAAGUGGAACACUAAAGGAUUGGAGUGAUAAACAAUGGACCAUAGCCAUUACUGAAGCCUCGCUUCUUUUUGUUUCUUUAGGGAUGGGGCGGGUGAUGGGGACAGUUUUUCUGAUAAAGGCUCCCAAAGCUCCUGUCGUUCCAUUAUUUCUCCUCCUUUUAGGGUCUCGGCCCCCCUGCGGAGGACGGCAGCCAAUCAUAGAGCCGAGUCUCACGUAGGUGCGAAGGAACCAGGCGCGGAGGGGUUGGGAGUCUWGCUGCAGGUUGUUGCCAGGAACGGUGCAGCUUUGGAAGCCUUAACUCAGACAAACGCUUGAAAUGGGAGCUGUGAAACUACCGGUCACCAUGGUGACGUGAGCCCUUAAUGUAGUGGGUGGCAUUUUAAGCUUUUUUUUUGCCCCUUUCAGACUGCGUUGUAAAAGCAGCAAUCUCAUACGGUCCUCGGCCCCACCUUAAAGGGCAAACACAGCUCUGGUGACCCGUAGUUUGUCGUUGGUUUCACCCUGAAGAGCAGACGGGGCGAGGUAGCAGUGCCUCUGUGUACCGGGAUCAUAGUCAACAUAAUUAGUGCCAGAUAUUACGUUGGCAUUAUACUACAGUAAUUUCUUUGACUACUCGUAAAUCUGAGUGUGUGUAUGUGUGUAAAUAGUGUGUACAGUAUGCCAGAUCAGUGUAUGCUUCUGUAAAUAGUGUGAAUGACCGACAGAGGAUGUUUUGCGAAUGAUUUGUUUCAUGACCAAUUWUUUUUGUUUGUUUGUUUUUUGUUUGUUUUGUUGUUUUUUGAGGUGAAAGGUGAUGCAUCAACAGCAUGACUCAAAUGCGUGACCGUCACCGUGAUGCAAGCCCCUCCUUUUUAUUCUUCCUCCCGUCGUUCUCGUCUCUCCUUCCCAUGACACGACCAGGCCUGAAUCACUACGCCCGUUUAAAUUUGUAAUUCAUUUUAUUUCAUCAUCCUUUAUUUUUAAUUCCAUCCGUUUAUAAGCUCAGCACAAAUACACUCAGAAUAUUUGAAAUUAAAAGAACUGAAGGAAUGCAUAUCCAUUCAAACCAGACUUUUUAAACUACAGUCUUAAGAUGAGAAAUGAGGACUUUUAUCUGUUUUAAUCUCAUCGUGUAAAUUAUAUUUUGCGAUUUCAUGCAAGAGAUGUUUUGAGGCCGACUCUCGGCUACUGUUGCAUCAAAUUUUAGUUCAUGAUCUGUGAAUUUGACUGAGAUAGAUAUUUGAUUAGCUGAGUCUACAAAAGUUGAAUGAGUUGCAGACGUUCAGCUGAUGAUUACUUUCGGAGAAGUUCCUUAAAAUCCAUCAAGAGGUUCGUGAGAUAUUUUGCUAACAGAGUUGACUGUAAUAGGUAACGCCAACGUUAAAAAACAAAACCCGCAUACAAUCGGAGGAUAUGUUAGGAAUGACUCUCAGCUACUACCACACCAAAUUUAGUUUGAUAACUGUAAGAUUGACGGAGUUAAAUCCAUUUCUGGCUCCAGAAGUUAACGAGUUCGAUGUGCAUUCUUUCUGAGAGAUUCUGUAAAGUCCAUCCAGUGGUUCAUGAGAUAUUUUGCUGACAAACGCAGGCAAAAGAAUCAGCCCAAUCGUUUUUAACAGCAGGGGAUAACAAAAAGGGAAAUCUCAACAUCCCUUCUUUUUGUUUUCACUCUGUUAUCCCGCUGCAGGUCAUAUCUCCUGUGAUUCCUCAGAGCUCAACUUAUUUACCUGAGCAGACAGACGUUUACUCAGGCCCCACAUGUAGAAGUUGAAAUAUUUUGCAAGCAAAUAGAUGGUUUAGAUUUCACAUUUCGUUAGGAGUCACAACAUGCAUCAAAAAAAAAACAUGUUUUCCUGCAAAGAAACUUGAAAUAAAUCAGAAAAGAAUGUUUUGCGUUGAUAAAAAAUCACAGCAGUGAAGCUGUUUGUCAGCUGCAGGUAAUCCAGGCUGAGUUCAGGGAAGCUAAAAUAAAUCUUUUGGCAUUCGUCCGUGUUUGGCCAAUGAUUGUUUGUCGAAGAGCAACAGGAGCCAAUUACUGCAGGCGGACUUAUCUGGUUAGAAAAACACAGAGUGCAAAUUAGUUUCAGGCGUAUAAUCGAUAUUUAAAGUGAUCAGCUUGUGUUUAGGAAUCUAAGGUAGAAGAAUCGGCUACAUGUGGUCAUAAUCAACAUUUGUUCGGCUGCAAAAUGAAUUAUAUUUAUUGGAUGUCUAUAUAUAUUUAUAUAUAUUUAACAUAAAAAGAAAGUGUUUUUGCUUGUUUGAUUCAGAUUUAUUACUGGGUUGGAGAAGUUUGGACAUGAACCAUUUAAUUUAAUCUGAAUGUAGCUCGAGUUCAGUGUCAUUACGUGAUGAAUGAAGCCAACCUACUUCUUUUGUCCUCACAAACCAUGAUGUAACUUUUAACAACCCAACCAUCUGGUUAUAUUUGAGCUGAUCACACUGGAUCCUCCCCUUGUUGUGUGAUCAGCUCCUUUUUUAAUCGGGAGUAAAUCAUGAUGGGAAGGAGAGAAGAGAGGUUUGGAUGAAAGGCAGCGGGACUGAUCCAGAGUCCUCGCCCUUCUUUUAGUGUAGCUUUUCAAAGUAAUGCAAUAAAGACAGAGAAAUGGAUACGAGGACAAGGGAUCCUCCUUUUCUGUAUCRGCUUCCAAGUCAGUUUUUAUGUUGUUGUUUUUUUUUUUUUAAUGGUGACUUGAAAACACUGCAGGUCCCAGCUUUAUUGUGCCCACAAAUUACUUUUUAAGUGUCAGACUUGCAUCAGUCUGUGAUUGGACUCCAAACCGAUAUGUGACUGCGUUUGUGGGUCGAAAGGAAAACUCAAUUUUUUUCUCCCCUUUUUUUAUUUUGAUCGUUAUUUUAAGCGCUCCCGUUUCAAAGUGGUCCUCAGAAAAAAAAACAGCGUGUGGAAAAAGCUAUUACUGACAUCAUUCCAGAAGCUGAUGCUGUAAAAGGCAAUUUUUUUUGUUUGUUUGUUUCAUCCAUGUGUUUAUUUGAUGUGUUGUCUCCUUUGUGAAAAUGAACAAACAGGUAUCGCUAGCAUCGUCCUCCUUUAAAGCGUGUUAAAGAGUCUGAAAGGGAUUUAUUUUUUAUUUGUGUGCAGUUUGUCUGCCUCCCUCCCGUGUACGCAUUUUUCUGGGUUUGUUUCCUACGAUUGCAAAGAUGAAUCAUCAAGCCACCAAUUAAAAUAUUUCAUUUUUAUAAACCA